UUCCCACUAUUAUGGGACUACUAGCGGAGGACACGCGAGCUACUUACGAAUUACUCUAGCUGUUCGACUGCCCCGUCGACGACUGUCCCGUCGCCAGCUACUGGCCGUUCCUAAGCGCACUUCCAGCGUUGGGAGCGCCGAGGUGGCACACGCAAGGCACACGCAAGGCACACGCAAGGCACAGUCUCUCUUGCCUUCGCAGAAAACACAUGAUGUAUUCGAUAUAUGGUACACAUCAAUUAUCAUCUAUCCUGGAAGAUCAGCCGUUGGAGUUGGAAGGGAAGGUUGGUUUCCAGCUCUGGAAGUCGCCUAGGUACUGUACACUAUUCGGAACGCGGCUCACCACCAUCAGCUUCCUCGCACAGCUGUUGUACAGUAUGAACAAAGCACUCCACUCCAUCUCUAUGGUUCCCAUGCCGGGGAUGCGCCUGGAUCUGCAGACACGCACCAUCUCGCGGUUGAAUCAAUCAUGGUUGAUUUCUCCCUUUUCCCAGGUCUCGAGUUUGAUGUCUUAUCGCCCGUGCUUCAAAUUUACCCUCAUCCGCCUAUCACAAGUGUGCAGCAUAUCAACGACCUGGGGCUUCAGACGGGAACACCGUUUGUGCGCGUCUUCGGAUGCAUUUCCUGGGUGGCUGCUUCAGUUAAUUGCAUGUUCUCAGGAGUCUAUUCUGAGCACCGUGGUCCACGAUGAGUUUCGUGGUGUCUCCCACACUUCGACAGGCCAAGAGGCCAAGUCUUUGCGGAGAUCUCUUGCCGUGCAGCCACAAUGCUUGACCGUGCUUGGAAAUGCUUGGAAAAGGCUUGUCCACAGCUGGUGGUCUGCAUCCAAAGCUUGUCCGCUCCUCAGCGUCGUCCCACAGGCUGGAAUGGGCGAUAUUGCGGUUGGGGACGGCCCCGCUCUGUUUCUGGAAACCUGCCUAUCUGAGUGCUGGGCGGGAGGGCUGGACGCCCCCCAGCGAUAACGAUCCUCGCCAACAACGUCGUGCGAGGAUCGUGGAUAUUGAGUUUGAGGUCUGUAUUAGGAAGGAGAUAACCAUUAUCCUCGCCACCUGCUUAGGUUACGAAGACGCUUGCUCCACCCAAUAUCCAGAUGCUCGCAGUAACUGGUCCGUGGUCAGUGCGAGAUAUGCGGGCUGGGAUGAAUGGAUGGGGCCCUGCUGCACCACCAGGUCCGUGUCGAUGUCGGUUUGAGCUGCAGUGCAGUAACCACGG
Mollisia scopiformis is the source of this 1212-nucleotide messenger RNA. RefSeq lists its product as uncharacterized. The coding region runs from base 210 to 962 and encodes 250 amino acids. The record is from RefSeq and is a predicted model, not a curated record. The transcript is spliced from 2 exons. NCBI's taxonomy places the organism in Eukaryota, Fungi, Ascomycota, Leotiomycetes, Helotiales, Mollisiaceae.